AUGCUGAAGUCGGACCGUCGAUUAGCGGCAAAAAUAGUGGAACGCUACGGUGGUAAGCACGUUGGCCAGGUGGUAAAGGAAAACCCUGGGCCACCCCCAAAAUGUAUAAGUGCCGGUUGGCACCAUGGGCUGCACAAGCUGACCAGAUGUGCCGAUGAAAGAUCAGCCAUCUUAUAUAAAAAGGCAGUUUCUCUGGUGGGGGAGGUCUGGAAGGGAGCCAGACUGGAGGCCGUGAACUGCGAGAAUCUUCCUCUUCGCCCCAGGGCUCGCGUCUGGCUGCCUGCCGAACAGUCCACUGCAAAGGAGAUCGAGGAAAUCCUCCGAUACUGCAACCCCUCACUUUCCGCGCACGACUGGAGGGUCAUACGGCUUGAGAGAACCGAUGAACCAUAUCGGCAGGCGCUGAUAAUGCUAAACGCGGAGUCCAUCGGUCCUCUCAGCAAAACGAAGGGAGCCAUCAGUUAUGGGUUCGAAAUGGUAGUGCUGAAAGUACUCUCGACGGAUUCCAGGGCUGAUGGCACCCAAGCUGCAGAUGCUGGGGGGAAGACAGAGGGCGUCACGGAUGAUCAAACGAAAAUGGAAAACGACCCAAACCUCUCGGACGUGGCGAGUUCUGGAGGCGGUUCGUCAAUCGGCGACUCCGUCUUCAGCCUUGAGCAAUUGUUUGAGGAGGUGAGGGUCGAUCACGACCUGAGCGCUGAACUGGCGCUCAUAGAGGAGAGUUUGAAGGAUGAAAUUUCUCCAAAGUAA
Messenger RNA from Bactrocera tryoni, 750 nucleotides. RefSeq lists its product as uncharacterized. NCBI's taxonomy places the organism in Eukaryota, Metazoa, Arthropoda, Insecta, Diptera, Tephritidae. The transcript is spliced from 2 exons. The coding region runs from base 1 to 750 and encodes 249 amino acids. The record is from RefSeq and is a predicted model, not a curated record.